CUCACAUGGUUUACGGAUAAGGUCAAGUUAGUCGAAAUGGACUUUUCAUCAGGAUCAUCAGGUGGUUUUAAGAAUAAAGACGUUGAAAGUCAACUCAGAGCUGUGCAGAAUGAAAUCAACAUGAAGUUAGCAAUGGAAAAGCUCCAGCUGGCAACAGACAAAUGCUUCAGAAAAUGUGUGAACAAGCCAGGGUCAUCCUUAGACAGCCACCAACAGAAAUGCCUGGCCAACUGUACUGAUCGCUACUUUGAUGCCGAGGAGCUGGUGUCGCGUUCAUUGCUGACCCGCAUGCAGAGUGAGGCUGGAGUCUAACAAAGAAUGGCAUAGAGACUUGAACAGAGACUUACAUGUAUACAUAGACUGUUUAAAACUAGGG
This is a messenger RNA of Dreissena polymorpha, 376 nucleotides long. RefSeq names its product mitochondrial import inner membrane translocase subunit Tim13-like. The record is from RefSeq and is a predicted model, not a curated record. Bases 37 to 312 code for a protein of 91 amino acids. NCBI's taxonomy places the organism in Eukaryota, Metazoa, Mollusca, Bivalvia, Myida, Dreissenidae. The transcript has 3 exons.